This is a messenger RNA of Linum tenue, 288 nucleotides long. NCBI's taxonomy places the organism in Eukaryota, Viridiplantae, Streptophyta, Magnoliopsida, Malpighiales, Linaceae. The record is from the annotation of a GenBank genome assembly.
AUGCGAAUGGAGAACACGAAAUCUCUGAUCGUAGAAAGAGGCGAAGAAAAUCUGCUGCACCAUCACCGGACUUGCACAGGAAGAAGUCCCACAGAGUCGAGGACGAUGCAAAACAGCUCACUUCGAUUUGAGGCAAUCGUUGAUGCUCUGCAAGAAAUACCAGGAAUGAACGAUGUCGUUUUUAGGGAUGCCUGUGGAGCGUUGGAAGAUGUGGAGAAAGCCGAGGCUUUUGUUGCAAUGGAUGUUGACGAACGAAAGAUUUGGUUGUUCAGAAAGCUUGGUGUAUAG